AAUUCUCUAGUUAUGUCUCGUAUUCUAUGAAGUUAAUGACGUUUGUGGGGCUGAUUUUUGUUAGUUUCCUCUUCCAAAAAUUCGUGUUUUGGGUUUCAGAGUCCCCUCUUUCUCUUGCCCUUUUUGGGUAAACAAUUCGAUUUUAGUGCAGGUUCCGUGUUUGAACAAAUUCCCUGGUGGGUCUCCGAGGGUUGACUGAACAUUUUCUGAUAUUGAUGACCUAAUCGUCUUUCUUAAGAUCCAUUCGUGGAUGUAUUCUGCUAAGAUUCUGUUAUAAUUACUGCUUAAAGUCUUGUAGUUUGAGGAUCCUGGUAAUUUUAUUGGGGGGAAUAAUGGAGGAUCAGGCGGGUUUAGGAGGUGGAGCCUCUGUCAAUAUCGGAAGGGAAGAGGAAGAAGAUGAAUUUUGCAGUUGUUGUUGUGAAGAAGAAGAAGAAUUAUGGAAAGAAUCUGAGCAGCCGGUGGUAGAAAAAUCGAAGGAGGACUGUGAUGAAUCUUCAGUAAAAAUGUUCUUCAAGGGCUUGUCUAUAGCUGGUGUUGAAAAUUCCACUUCGGGGUAUUCUGGAAUUGGAGUGGUCAUGGAAAGACCAUCUGGUCUUCCACCUAUCCAGGUGCAGAAAAAACUCGAUUUUUAUGCAGAAAAGCUAUUAGCUGAAUACUUGGCUCUCAUCGAUGGCUUGCUGGAAGCUAUGCAGAAUAACAUCCACCGGGUUUACGCUUUUACAGAUUCUGAGUUAUUGUACGAUCAGAUAACAUUUGAGAAGAAUCUUGAAAUGCCACUUUUGAAAGCACUGAGAGAGAGGGCUCUGGAGCAUGCUAAUAAUUUUGAAUCAUUUGUCCUUAAUCUUGUUCCCAGCAUUGAUCUUGAGAAACCGCUGCAAUUAGCUAAAGUAGCUAUUGGCCUUGUCUCUCUUCCUAUAGAUGGUGGGAAAGUGCUUGAAAGCUGUUCUAUUUGUUGUGAGGACAAGCCAUUGGCAAUAAUGAUCGCCAUGAAAUGUUCGCACAAGUUUUGUUCGCAUUGUUUGAGAGCUUAUAUUGAUGGAAAGGUACAGUCUUGUCAAGUACCUAUAAGAUGCCCUCAACCAAGAUGCAAAUAUUACGUCUCUACUGCAGAAUGCAGGUCUUUUCUUCCAUUGACCUCUUUUGAAUCUUUGGAGAAAGCCCUUGCAGAAGCAAAUGUGUCAGAUAGAAUUUACUGCCCAUUUCCAAAUUGUUCCGUUCUCCUUGACCCUCGUGAAUGUUUAUCAGCUAGGGCAAGUUCAUCUAGCCAAUCAGACAAUUCUUGUGUUGAGUGUCCUGUUUGUGAGAGGUUUAUCUGUGUGGACUGCGAGGUUCCUUGGCAUUCUUCUAUGAGCUGUGAAGAGUACCAGAAUUUACCGGAGGAGGAAAGAGAUGCUUCUGACAUUACCUUGCAUCGCCUAGCUCAAAAUAAACGAUGGAAGCGUUGUCAGCAGUGUCGUCGGAUGAUUGAACUUACUCAUGGUUGCUAUCACAUGACAUGCUGGUGUGGUCAUGAGUUCUGCUAUUCCUGUGGAGCGGAAUACAGGGAUGGCCAACAGACGUGUCAGUGUGUGUUUUGGGAUGAAAACAACUCUGAAGACUCAGUGACUCACUCUCUUCAAGAAUCAGAACAAUGGGCAUGGGAGACUUUUAAUUCUCUCCCCAUGAUCAUGGAUGCAUACUCAGACCAAGAACGUUCACAGCUUGCACUUAUACAACGAUUCCUUGCCGGGGGUUUCAGUCUGAGUGACCAUCAUCCUUGCCAAUCCCCUCCCCGUUGUACAGACUCCUAUGGUGACGCCAUGAAGGAUCUACAUCAGCUUCCGUGGCUCGAGCGAUUUGUCUCUGUGAUAAGUGACAACUACUAUGAAGACUAUAUUCAGUAAAACAUCACCACCAUCUUAGACUGCCAAAUAGAUUUAGUCCAAAAAUGGUCCUCCCUAGAAGAGGUCAUCUCAAUGUGGUCUUCUCACUUUUCCAAGACAACAUAAAUCCUAAACUAGUCCUCCCCACUUUGAUAACGUCUCAAUCGUAUGAGUGGCUUGGAUUAGUAAUGAUGAAGUGUGAUUGUUCACUGCCUAUUUGGUAUUAUUUUCACUUAGAAAUACCUUAAAUACAUGCUUUUAGGCUUAAUAGAGGCUGCACAUGGAUUUCUUUAGUCAGUGACAGAUAGCACAUUGUUCUGUAUGAUUCAACACUGCCAUUCAUUGUUCGAGUCACUUGCACUGCUGGUUUUGGGAGCCAGGAGUAGAUUGAGAAACUCGAUGUGGAGGAUCAAAUUGAGAAAGACCUUGCUGUGGAGAAAAAAAUAAUUUGCCCAGCAACCCCGAAGGUGGAUAGAGUUUCUCGCUCUAUAUCAGAAAUAGCGAUUCACAUUUCUUUCAUGUUACUUGUGUUUGUGUUACUGUAAUGUUUAUCCUUGGAUGUUACAUGGCAAAGACCAUUCAUGAUAAUUCUCUUUAUGGAGAGUAAAAGAAAGAAAAAAAAAUUGAAUGUGAAAUCCAGUGAUUUGCCUGUGUUAGUUCUGUUGCUCAUUUGAAAGAGAUGUAUGAUA
This is a messenger RNA of Neltuma alba, 2551 nucleotides long. RefSeq lists its product as uncharacterized. Gene Ontology annotation, biological process: protein ubiquitination. The coding region runs from base 333 to 1883 and encodes 516 amino acids. Lineage: Eukaryota; Viridiplantae; Streptophyta; Magnoliopsida; Fabales; Fabaceae. Gene Ontology annotation, molecular function: RNA-DNA hybrid ribonuclease activity; nucleic acid binding; ubiquitin-protein transferase activity. The record is from RefSeq and is a predicted model, not a curated record. The transcript is spliced from 4 exons.